Clavispora lusitaniae ATCC 42720 is the source of this 1392-nucleotide messenger RNA. RefSeq names its product DUF3112 domain-containing protein. The record is from RefSeq and is a predicted model, not a curated record. NCBI's taxonomy places the organism in Eukaryota, Fungi, Ascomycota, Pichiomycetes, Serinales, Metschnikowiaceae.
AUGGAUAGCGAGUUUUUCGAGCCGCAAAACUUUGACGGAUACCCAGCAGUGGUUGGCCUUACAGACUUCAUAAAGUGCCUUCAGAACUUCAAUGAUGGCACAGGCAUUUCUUACUUGGUGAGGUACGCCAAAAACUUGAACGGUAAAAAUAUUGCGCCAACGCUUUUAAGAUAUUCCGUGAGCAUUCAACAGAAUUUGUUUGGAAAUUACCCCACCGAAAGUGAUGUGGUGCCCAGUUCGAUUUUCGGAGCCAUUUUCGGCCUUUUGGGUUUUAUUCAUCUAGGCAUCUUCAUUGUGAACUACAGCCGAGGCCAUUACUUCUGGAUUUCGUUUGUGUGGUUUGUCAACUGCGUCAUGAGAAUGAUUGGUUUUGCCCUUAGAGCCAGAUGGGGCCAUGAUAUCAGCCAAGUGUCGACCGGUCUAGCCAGUGAGGUUUUCCUUGUCAUUCCCUCGGUGAUUCUCGUGUCCUUUGACUUGAUUCUUGCCCAACGGUUGUUCACGUGGAGACACCCUGUCGGAGGGUCAAGAAAGCUUUUCUGGGGUUUCAUGUUUGGCAUGUAUGGCAUUGUCAGUUUGCUUAUUGCAUUGACAAUUGUGGCCUCGUUUGUCCCCUACAUUUAUUACUUGAGUGAAAAGUCAUAUAAAGCCUGGAAAAACGUUGUCAAGGCCACGUCGAUUUUUGUCAUUUUGUACUCCUUGACAUCCAUGAUAUUGAUUGGCUUGUCCUAUCUUUUCCCACCCACGGCCAAGGAUGAAAAUUUAUACACUUAUCAGCCGUGGUGGAUUGAAUCGUUCUCUCCCUUUUACUUUGUCCGGCCUGGCGCUGCUCAAGAGGCCGAGGAGACUUUCAUGAAGAGAAACCACAAUCAUCGUCAUGCCAUAAGAGUCAUUGCUGCAACUCACCACCACUACAACAUGGUUGAAGGGUUGACGAACCAAAGAGGCGCAUUGACUCAUAACGUUUCAAUGGCUCUCAUCUUCACGACCACCAUUUUGAUUUUCAUUGGUUCUCUAUUCCGCUGCAUUGUGGUCUUCCAGGAUAGAAUUGCCCGCCACCUGAGUUCUCUUUGCAAACCCGUGGUGAUGUAUAUAUGCUGGGGUGGCUUUGAGGCACUCAUAAAUUUCCUCUACAUUAUUGGAAGGGUGGAUCUCAGGUUCUACCGCCCAGACAUAUUACCAGCGAAAGUUAGAGCCAUUAUCACUGCUGAACAGAGUUAUUUUCCAUCGGACAAUGAGGAGGAGUUUGAAGAUGCUUACUCGGUGGGAACUCAUCUGGUCACGCCAGAAAAAGACCGGCAGUCAUUACCAUAUCCACAUGACGAUCUUGGCGAAAAACAUUUGGGCGAACACGAUGAUGACGACGACGACAACAUUUCAGACUUUCAUUUUUAA